AUAAGGACAAAAAAAAGAAGAAGAAGAAGAAGAAAUGGAGCCUCUUUGCCCAAACUUGGAUCUCAAGCCCGCACCUUUCUCACCAAUUUCACCAAGAUUCUCAAAACCCAAUUCUCUGUCAGUGCAUUCACAUCGGUUUUCAUGCUCGGAUCGGCGUGUGACCAAGAAAUGGAGGGUGCCAAUUGUGCCCAGUUGGUUCAAGGCUGCUAGUAAUGUAAGGGCUGAUGAAGCUCAGGUUUGUGGUCAGGAGCUGAUGAGGUCAGUUGGAAAAGGCUUGCUUGCAUUGGCUGCUGCCGCUGCUGCAAAUUAUUCCAUCUUUUGUGAUUCUCCGGCUAUGGCAGAGUCGCUUACUGUUGCUUUUCCGGUUUCACGCACCACUGAGGUGAAUUCUGUUCAGAGAACUCUUGUGGAGACUUGGGGUUUGAUUAGGGAAACUUUCGUAGACCCAACUUUUAAUCAUCAAGAUUGGGAUCUUAAGUUGCAGCAAACAAUGGUAGAAAUGUUUCCCCUGAGGUCAGCUGAUGCAGCAUAUAUGAAAAUCAGUGGAAUGCUUUCUACUCUCGGUGAUCCCUUCACACGGAUUAUCAGUCCCAAGGAAUAUCAAAGUUUUCGAAUUGGAAGCAAUGGAAAUCUACAAGGGGUUGGCCUUUUCAUAAGUACUGAACCAAGAACAGGCCAUUUGGUGGUUUUGUCUUGUGUAGAGGGUAGCCCGGCUGCUCGUGCUGGUAUACAUGAAGGAGAUGAGUUGGUUGAAAUUAAUGGAGAGAAUCUUGAUGGUGUUGACACUGAAGUAGCAGUUCAGAAACUUAGAGGUCGAGUUGGAACAACUGUUACAGUAAAAGUUCAGAGUAGCAAUGAUUUGGGAAGUGAUUCUAGUAUACAAGAGGUGAAACUACCUCGUGAGUACAUAAAGCUUACCCCAAUUUCAACUGCUACCAUCCCUCAUAGAACUCCAGAUGGACGUCUUACCAAAACGGGUUAUGUGAAGCUGUCAGCCUUCUCUCAGACAGCUGCAGCUGAUAUGGAAAAUGCUAUUAAUGAAAUGAAGAGUCAGGGUGUACACUCAUACAUACUGGAUUUACGCAACAAUCCAGGGGGACUGGUAAAAGCAGGACUCGAUGUUGCCCAAAUUUGGCUAGAUGGGGAUGAAACUCUAGUGAACACAAUUGAUCGGGAAGGGAAUUUGCUGCCUAUCAACAUGGUCAAUGGGCAUGCUAUAACACAUGAUCCACUUGUUGUGCUUGUUAAUGAGGGCAGCGCAAGUGCAAGUGAGAUAUUGGCAGGGGCACUACAUGACAAUCGCCGAGCUACUCUUGUUGGGCACAGAACCUUUGGGAAAGGAAAAAUUCAGAGUGUCACGGAGCUGCAUGAUGGAUCAGCGUUAUUUGUCACAGUGGCCAAGUAUUUAUCACCGGCGCUUCACGACAUAGACCAGGUUGGCAUUGCACCUGAUGUGCAAUGCACAACAGAAAUGCUCAAUUCUUCCAAGGAAUCGACGUCGAAGGAGAAGAGCUCAGUCUCAUCUUUAGAAGCAGAUUCCUGUGUGUUGGUAGCUGAACAUGAAUUGGACAUCCAGGAGUCCAAAGGCACUGCGUCUUGAAGACAGGAUCAUACACUUUAAAUUUGUAUAGCGUAGAAAUAGAAGAUAUACACGUGAAAAAGAAUAUGAAAUAGCACAGGGCCUGCUUAUACUUUUGUGUUUGUACAUCUUGUGCAAGUAAGAAGUAGGUUAUAGUGUAUUCCUGAUCAAUUGAAAAAUCUAAUUAGCUUAAAGAAAAAUCAAUUGAAACUUUUGGGUUUUACCAGAUCGAUCAAUUUCCUACCAAUUUAUUUUUAGGCUUUGUCAA
Prunus dulcis (almond) is the source of this 1847-nucleotide messenger RNA. Its product is annotated as carboxyl-terminal-processing peptidase 3, chloroplastic. The transcript has 12 exons. Bases 35 to 1600 code for a protein of 521 amino acids. Lineage: Eukaryota; Viridiplantae; Streptophyta; Magnoliopsida; Rosales; Rosaceae. Gene Ontology annotation, biological process: proteolysis. Gene Ontology annotation, molecular function: serine-type peptidase activity; endopeptidase activity; protein binding. The record is from RefSeq and is a predicted model, not a curated record.